Messenger RNA from Eriocheir sinensis (Chinese mitten crab), 1081 nucleotides. RefSeq names its product V-type proton ATPase subunit G-like (gene Vha13). The transcript has 4 exons. Gene Ontology annotation, molecular function: proton-transporting ATPase activity, rotational mechanism. The coding region runs from base 86 to 439 and encodes 117 amino acids. Gene Ontology annotation, cellular component: vacuolar proton-transporting V-type ATPase complex. The record is from RefSeq and is a predicted model, not a curated record. Lineage: Eukaryota; Metazoa; Arthropoda; Malacostraca; Decapoda; Varunidae. Gene Ontology annotation, biological process: proton transmembrane transport.
UAAGACAGCCAAGGUGUGCCAAGAAGUCACGAGACGGCAGGUCCCGGGCGCCGCGGUGGGGGCGGCGCAGACGACCUCCAGCACCAUGGCCAGCCAGUCGCAGGGUGUGCAGCAGCUCCUCGCCGCCGAGAAGAAGGCCGCCGAGAAGGUGGCGGAGGCCAGGAAGCGGAAGGCUCGCAGGCUCAAGCAGGCCAAGGACGAGGCUCAGGCUGAGAUUGAGAAGUUCAGGCAGGAGAGAGAGCGCCAGUUUAAGGACUACGAGCUCAAGCACCUUGGGUCUCAGGACGACAUUGCUCUCAAGAUCAAGAGUGAUACACACGUAAAGAUCUCUGCCAUGAACAAGCAGGUGGCCUACAACAAGGACAGGGUUAUCGAGCGCAUCAUUCAGAUGGUCAAGGACAUCAAGCCGGAACUCCACAUCAACGCCAAGAGAGAGUAGCUUGUUCUGUGCCGGUGUGUUGCGAGUCCCUAACUUAACACAAACCUGUGAAGUCAGUCUUGUGCUUGUAGGGUUCAUCGUGUACUUAGAUGUGUGUGUAAUGUUCUUCCCUCUCGGUGUACAUAAUGGUGUUUAAAUAUGUUUUUAUGUCGGAUGUAAGUGGAUGAUCUUGUAAAUUAUUUUGCAGAACGUCUCAGAUGGUUGUUAUGCCUUAGGAGAAAGUUUAUUAUUAUUAUUCAUCCUUCAUUCCAGUGAUGCAGUUGUUACUGGUCAUUGAGUUGAUCAUUGCUUCUGCAACACAAGAUGGCACAAUGUUAAGCUAAUCAAUGGUUAUUACCAUUCAAAACUGAGAUUGUGUAUAUGAUAGCAAUAUGUUGUAUAGGUAUUUUAUCUUGUACAAAUUCACUGUUCUAAUUUAAAAAUGUUUUUUUGAUUUGUGCAGUAACAUAUCAGUGGACAACUAGAACCUUUUUCUUACCUGGUAACUUGCAAGGAGUCAAAACAAUGCAGAUGGAUUCAGAGAAAUAAUAUUUACACUCAGUAACAACAAUAACAAUGUAACAAUGAAUUACUAGCCUCAGACAAGACCAGAAGCAAUGUUGUGUGUAGCUUGACAAAAGAAUAAAUUGAGAAAAACUACAA